AUGAAUUAAAUAUUAGCGAAGGUGAAUUAAAACUUUUUAUAGAAACUAGAUGGACAUUUGUGUAUGAAACGGUUAAUUCUGUGUUUAAACUUAAACUUGUAUUAGAAAAAUCUCAAGAAUUCUUUCAUGAUAUAGAACAAAUAUCCAAAAUUUUUGCUCCAAUUAGAGCUACAAUUUUGCAAUUAGAAAGAGCAGAUUGUAUAAUGGCAGAUUGUUUUAUUCAAUUAGUUUGUUUAAUUGCAACUAUUUCUCAUAUACCAAAAGAAAGAGAUACGAUUGCAUUUCAAAAUAAAUGCAUAAAAAUUCAAUUGAUGGGAUACAAAGAUAAAUUAUCUACACAAACUUUUAUUGCUCAAAUUAUCAAAUUUAAGGAAAAAGAAUUUCCAUACAAAGUUGAAUAUGAUAGCCAACUAUUAUAUAAUGUGAAAAACAAAACUGAAGAUGAAUUAGUAGUAUUGAUUCAAAGGUCUUAUCUGUUUGAUGCCAAGAAUGAAAAUGAUAUAAGUGAAGACUAUGAAGAUAAAAAUAAUGAAGAAUCAGAUAAUGAUUUAGAGAUUCCUAAUCAUCAAGUAGUAGUUCUUGUUAUUAAUAACGUUGUAGAUUUGCAUCAUCAAGUGUUUAAUCAAGUAGGGGAUUUGUAUGUCUUUAAUGAAGACAAUAUCAAUUCCGAUGUCGCCAUGAAUGAAGAUCAUGAAUUUAAUUUAGAAGAAUUA
Dentiscutata erythropus is the source of this 713-nucleotide messenger RNA. Lineage: Eukaryota; Fungi; Glomeromycota; Glomeromycetes; Diversisporales; Gigasporaceae. The record is from the annotation of a GenBank genome assembly.